Molecule: messenger RNA, 1898 nt
Organism: Rubroshorea leprosula
Lineage: Eukaryota; Viridiplantae; Streptophyta; Magnoliopsida; Malvales; Dipterocarpaceae
Source: the annotation of a GenBank genome assembly
UGUAAUUUAAUCCUGUUUUUAAUUUCCCCAUAUUUGACAUCAAACUCAGGAGCCACAUCCCGAAACCUCCAAACCCAUUUCUUAUCCGCUGCUUCUCUUGAUCUGUUUGAUCUCAGACAAAACUCUGCCUCCAUCAAAUGCGUAUGUUCUUUUACAGCUAAGUGUGUUCCUAAGAUGACACACAUUGAAGAAGGACUCAACCCAUUUAACCCAGAUUCAAGGUACACGGCACCAGCACACCUCCAUAUUCUCUGAACUCGUAUACAAACUGUUUUUUUAUUGUCCCUAGAGAUACUUUUAGUUGAUUUAGCCCAUACCCAUUUGGAAUUUAUCUGAGAAUUUGGACACAUUAAUGGUGUCCGGGUUAUUGAGAUUUGGUUGUUAUAUGGUUGGAAGAAUUUUGAUUGAGGGAUUGGAGCAUAAGCAGAAACUGGAGUUGAGAUUGGGUCUUGUUAUUGAUCUAGAUUAUAUGAAUAUAUUAUUUUCAGGUUCAUUUGGAUAAUAAAUGUGAAAUUUUGUGUCCUAAUAUUGUUGUGUCUAGUGGUCUCUUAAAAAUGGUAAUGAGAUCCUGUUGGAGGAGAACGUUUGUGGAGGAUAAAGCCGAAGGGUGUGUUGAAGGGUUGUUGUGGUAUAAAGAUUUAGGGAACCAUGCUUACGGAGAAUUCUCAAUGGCAGUGAUUCAAGCAAAUAGUAUGCUCGAGGAUCAGAGCCAACUGGAAUCGGGGCAACUGAGUUCCAGUAGCUCUGGUCCUCAUGGGACUUUUUUAGGGAUAUAUGAUGGACAUGGUGGACCAGAGGCAGCUUCGUUCAUCAAUUACAAUCUCUUUUCCAAUCUUAAGGCAUUUGCAUUGGAGCGUAGAGAGAUGUCCAUCAAUGUAAUCAAGAAGGCGUUUUUGACGACAGAAGAGGAUUUUCUGGCUGUGGUGAAGAAACAAUGGCUUGUAAAACCAAAGAUGGCAUCAGUGGGAUCAUGUUGUCUGGUGGGAGUGUUAUGCAAUGGCCUGCUGUACAUUGCAAACGCAGGUGAUUCCAGAGUGGUUUUGGGGACAAUAGAAAAGGGGAAAACUGGGGUUUCAGCUAUACAAUUAUCCACAGAACACAAUGCAAAUUUAGAAUACGUAAGAAAAGAACUUAAGACACUACAUCCUGAUGAUCCCCAGAUCGUUGUCAUGAAACACUCAGUUUGGCGAGUGAAGGGCAUAAUACAGAUUUCAAAAUCCAUUGGAGAUGCAUACCUAAAGAAUGCAGAGUUCAAUAAAGAGCCACUGCUGCCCAAAUUCAGACUGCCAGAGCCCUUCGACAAGCCUAUCCUUAGUGCAGAGCCAUCAAUGUUAGAACAUAAGCUCCAACCAGAAGACCAGUUCCUCAUAUUUGCUUCAGAUGGCUUGUGGGAGCACCUUAGCAACCAAGAGGCUGUUAACAUCGUCCAGAGUUGUCCGCGCAAUGGGAUUGCAAGGAGACUUGUGAAAGCUGCACUUCAGGAAGCAGCAAAGAAAAGAGAAAUGAGAUUCUCAGACCUGCAGAAGGUCGAUCGAGGGGUGAGAAGACAUUUUCACGAUGAUAUAACUGUUAUUGUUGUGUUUCUUGAUACGCAUUUGAUCAAGAGGAGCUCUCUCAGAAUUUAUCCAGUUUCGAUCAAAGGAGGAAAAGGAAUCCCUCCCUCAGCUGCUAUCUCAUAGCCUACAAAUUCUGCUUCUCUUUUCUUAUAAAUGACAGAAGACUUUCUUUCCUUCCAUCUUUGGCAUUUGGGGUACCAUGUUUAAGGUAGAAGAUGUCUAAGGAACAUAUUUCCCUGCUCUUCCUUUGGUGACACCUGAAUCCCCCAGGAAUCUGACGCUGCUUGUGUCAAGAAUGGUCCAGAUGAGAUUAUACAAGUUCUAGUGGAUGUGAAUUCCACA